CUCACUCACUCUCACUCGUCACUCUCUCUCAUAGAGCUCACUGUUCAGUGCCACUGCCACUGCCCAUAUAAUUUAUAGUAAGACAUUUAUAGUGGCUACACUCUCUAAUAACUAUUCUCUGCCUCCAAUUUCCAACCCCACAUUGUUCCUCCCAUUUUGCAAAGCUUAAUAACUCAGAUUUAUCAGUACUUUGACUACUUUCUUAGCUCCUUUUUUUUUUGUUUUUGUUUUUGUUUUAUCUCAGUGAAAGAGAGCAGCUUUUAUUGAGCUUUUUACUCAUUAUUGAUGCUGGUAUUGAUUAUGAAUGCAGGUAAUCUGUUUGAUAAUAUUGCUGUGGGUAGUAGUUGCCUCUGGACAAUCAGAUUUGGCAGCACUGUUGGAGCUAAAGAAGGGCUUUGUAAAAGACCCAUCUGGAAAAGUGCUUGCUUCAUGGAUUUCUAAGUCCUCGGAUUCUAAUGGGUGCCCUCUAAAUUGGUAUGGGAUUACUUGCAGUAGUGAUAACCAUGUGACAUCAAUUACUCUCAAUGGUGUGGGUCUGGUGGGUGAGUUUAGCUUCUCAGCUAUCUCUGGCCUUGGUAUGCUUACCAACUUGUCCAUUUCCAACAACCAGUUCACAGGGACUAUUUCCAUGAUUGGUUCAAUUCAGUCCCUUCAAUAUUUGGAUGUUUCAGGCAAUAUGUUUCGAGGGUCAAUACCCUCUGCAUUGUUCAAUUUGAACAACUUGGUGUAUUUGAAUCUUUCUUCAAACCAAUUUGAAGGCAAAGCUGGUGCUGGUUUUGGCAAACUAGAAAAGUUGAAGUAUUUAGAUUUGCAAGCAAAUGGCUUUUCUGGGGAUAUAAUGCAGCUUUUGUCCCAAAUAGGUAGUGUGGUCCAUGUGGACCUAAGCAGCAAUCAGUUUUCUGGUUCAUUGGAUCUGGGACUUGGGAGCACCUCUUUCGUCUCCUCCAUUCAGUAUUUGAAUAUUAGCCACAAUUCCUUGGUUGGUGAGCCAUUUGCUCAUGAUGGAUUGUCAUUUUUGGAUAGUUUAGAGGUGUUUGAUGCUAGUCAUAAUCAGCUUGUGGGGUCUGUACCUUCCUUCAGUUUUGUGGUCUCUCUACGUGUUCUUCGCCUUGGAAGCAACCAAUUUACAGGCUCUCUACCUGAAGCUCUUAUCCAGGAGAGUUCAAUGGUCUUGUCUGAGUUGGAUCUUAGUCUUAACCAGCUCCAAGGUCCAGUGGGAAGUAUCACCUCUGCAAAUUUAAAGAAGCUUAAUUUAUCUUCAAACAAACUGACCGGAUCCUUACCUGCCAUGGUAGGCCACUGUGCCAUCGUAGAUCUGAGUAAUAAUAUGCUCUCAGGUAACUUGUCCAGAAUCCAAAGUUGGGGUAAUUAUGUUGAAGUUAUUCAGUUAAGCUCAAACUCAUUGACAGGAAACUUUCCGAACCAAACUUCUCAAUUUUUGAGGCUGAAUUCGCUUGAGAUAUCUAACAACUUGUUAGUGGGUGAUCUCCCUCCAGUAUUGGGUACUUACCCAGAACUAAAAGUGAUUGAUCUUAGCCUCAACCAGCUUAAUGGAGCCCUCCUUCCAAGCUUGUUCACUUUAACCAAUUUGGCUAGCCUUAACUUAUCAGGCAACAAAUUUUCUGGAUCAAUACCUCUUGAAGAAAUUGGAAAUAUUACUUCAAUAGGUUCUGUGGUAGAUUUGAGCCUGGUGUCUCUUGAUCUGUCCAAAAACUCAUUGAGUGGCCAUUUGCCCCCAGGGAUAAGUAAGUUUAAAAACUUGGAAUAUCUUGAUUUAUCUAAAAACAACUUAGAUGGUAGCAUCCCUGAUGACCUUACAGAUAAAUUGAAUGCAUUCAAUGUGUCAUUUAAUAAUUUCUCUGGUCUUGUACCUGAAAACUUAAGACGGUUCCCUGAGUCAGCAUUCCAUCCAGGAAAUUCCUUGCUCAUUUUUCCUUAUUCACCAUCACCUCCGAAUGGUAUUCCCAACUUGACUCCAAGGGAACACAGGUCUCAUAUGACAACUGCUGUUAGAAUUGCCCUGAUUGCAGGUUUGGUUGGUGGCACUGCUGUGAUAUCUCUUAUGUGCAUAUUGAUAUAUUGUAGAACCCACUGGCAGGAAUAUAGGAGAAGCAGUUCAUUAGAAAAUGGUGCAAAGAAAAGUGUUGCACAAGGGAGUUCCUCUAUUUCUCAUAGAUCAGGAACCAACAAAAAUGUGGACCCAUCAUUAGGUUCAUUUAGAUUUGAUCAAGAUACAUUAUCAUCAUCCCAACUGGGAUCUGCACAUGUUGCUGGUGACACUUCAUCAGUUGUAAAGAAGCCUAAAAAUCUUGGGCAUCCAGAAUCAGGAAAAUAUGAGGCAGGAGUAUCUUCUCCUAUGUCUCUUAUUUCAUCUUCAAAUCCAUCACCUUCUAACAACCAACAACUACCUGAUAAUCCUGGCAUGCUCAAAGUUUGUUCCCCAGAUAAAUUAGCUGGGGAUUUACAUCUCUUUGAUAGUUCCUUUCUAUUUAAAGCAGAAGAACUUUCUUGUGCUCCAGCAGAAGCCAUUGGAAACAGUUGUCACGGAACAUUGUACAAAGCUACACUUGACACUGGUCAUAUAUUGGCUGUUAAAUGGUUAAGGGAGGGAAUAGUGAAAGGAAGGAAGGAAUUUUCAAGGGAAGUGAAGAAACUUGGGAACAUCAAACAUCCAAAUUUAGUUUCUGUGCAGGGUUACUACUGGGGCCCAAAGGAGCAUGAGAAACUGAUAAUAUCAAAUUAUAUCAAUGCACAGUCUCUGGCAAUACAUCUUCAUGAGGUGGAGCCAAGAAAACUGUCACCCUUGUCCCUUGGUGAACGGCUUCAGGUUGCUGUAGAUGUGGCUCAAUGUCUGAACUUCCUACAUAACGAGAAAGCAAUACCCCAUGGAAACCUCAAAUCCACAAACAUUUUAUUGGAAACUCCUAAUCUAAAUGUACUCCUCACUGAUUACAGUCUACAUCGAAUAUUGACUCCAGCAGGAACAGCCGAGCAAGUUCUAAAUGCAGGUGCCCUUGGCUAUCUCCCUCCUGAGUUUGCUAGCUCAAGUAAACCGAGCCCAUCAUUAAAGAGUGACGUCUAUGCAUUUGGAGUUAUCUUGUUAGAGCUUCUGACUGGUAAAAGUUCUGGGCAGGUAGUCUCUGGGAUCCCAGCUGUGGUUGGUCUAACUGACUGGGUGAGGUUAUUGGCAAGAGAAAAUCGUUCUGUUGAGUGCUUUGACAGGCUGAUUCUUGACAGGAACAAAGUGGAGCACCCUCCUAGAGUUCUUGAUCAUAUGCUACAUGUGGCUCUAAGGUGCAUCCUUCCUGCAUCUGAGAGGCCUGACAUGAAAACAGUUUUUGAAGAUCUUUCUGGGGUGAUGCAGUAGAAGAUGCCACCAGUUAAAACAGCUUUAACUGUUAUUGGCACUCACACCAAUUAUUAGUUGGUUCUUUUCCUAAAUUGAUUUUCUUCUCUGUUGUCUUUAAUUAUUUUAACUGUUUUUUUUUUUUUUUUUUGUGUGAAUAGUAACGUGAAUGACAACUCUAGAUAGGUUUUUAACAGCUUGAGGCUAGGUCAUUCUUUCCACACCCAAAUUGGGAAUGUAAUUUCAUUCUUGAAUUCAAGUAGUGUUAAUUUUUCAUUAUGGAAAUAACCUUGCAAGAGGUUUUGUUCA
Molecule: messenger RNA, 3655 nt
Organism: Quercus lobata
Lineage: Eukaryota; Viridiplantae; Streptophyta; Magnoliopsida; Fagales; Fagaceae
Product: Leucine-rich repeat protein kinase family protein
Exons: 4
Coding region: 305-3367 (1020 amino acids)
Biological process (GO): protein phosphorylation
Molecular function (GO): protein kinase activity; ATP binding; protein binding
Source: RefSeq, a predicted model, not a curated record